Molecule: messenger RNA, 264 nt
Organism: Laccaria bicolor S238N-H82
Lineage: Eukaryota; Fungi; Basidiomycota; Agaricomycetes; Agaricales; Hydnangiaceae
Exons: 2
Coding region: 1-264 (87 amino acids)
Source: RefSeq, a predicted model, not a curated record
AUGACGCACAUUCGUUUCCCAUCAAUGCGAUUGGGAAACAACUUUACCCCUGGGAGAUGUGCAGAAUCUGCACUUGCAGUUCUCUCCCAACGGCCUCACAGCCCUCAUCGCCCCCGCAUACUGUGCUGGAGUAAAUCCAGUAUUUUACAGCCAGCCCUGAUGUCGUCAACACCACCAUCAACAUCGUCAACAAUGUCAUCCAAACCCCACUUGCUUCGUCUGCCGCGGGCGUUGGCUGGUCUCCACCCCCUCAGCUUUGUUUAA